This is a messenger RNA of Olea europaea var. sylvestris, 1758 nucleotides long. RefSeq lists its product as uncharacterized. The transcript is spliced from 2 exons. The record is from RefSeq and is a predicted model, not a curated record. The coding region runs from base 1 to 1758 and encodes 585 amino acids. Lineage: Eukaryota; Viridiplantae; Streptophyta; Magnoliopsida; Lamiales; Oleaceae.
AUGGGAGAAACCCACCAAAACUCCAAUAAACCCGAUCCACCACCAAAACCACCGGAUUGCACCACCCCAAGUGGUGGAAAAUCAUCACCAACAACGACCCAAACACAUCCUAUAACACCAAUAUCAUAUUCAUCCCCCAACGCAAUAGAUCUAAGUUUGAAAAAUCAUGGCACGAAUCCCAAGGUCGUCGAAACACCCACUUCUGAUCAGAAUUUGGACAUGGGACCAUCACCAAUGAACUCAGAAGGCCCAAAAACCCCUAGGGUGGUGUCCUGGACGUCCAAUUUGGCCGGAAUUGAAGCAUUGGAAAAAGUACAGCCCGAAACUGAUUUUGAAAUUAAUUCUUGUAUGAUGGUCCAACAGAUACACGCACCAGAUAUUCAGAAUGCCCAUGAGAUGGCGAACCUUCGGUCAAAAAAUCACGGCAAUCGGAGGUCGGACGCUCCUGUUACGGCACCAAACGUAAACGGGCAGUUUGUCGAAAAAUUGCAAUUUUCGGCCUCUACGGUUCUCACCUCGGGAAACGCGCCUGACCGCGUUAUUCAGCAUGAAAUUCCGCACAAGAUUGUUGAAAAUCAUAAAUUUCUGCCUCCGGUUGAUUUUGGCCGGAAAACGGAGCCGCUACCGGCCGGCCGGCGGCGUCCCGGCGGCCCUCGGGCAACUUUUGAUCAGAAUGUUCUUCCAGUUAAUUUGAAUCCAUUUUCAUCAUCGGUUUUUCCACAUGAGGCCCAGACAGUGCUCAAUCAGGGCCGAAAGACAUAUGCUACUGCAGUUUCUAGCCGUCCGGGCCUGUCUCAAGCUGAACGGAGUUCACGGAAGUCGUUUGCAUCGGUUGUACAGGGUAUAGAUGACUCUUCCACUGCUGGGUUUGCUGCUAAAGAACCCUUUAUACAUAUGGGUAAGCCGGCAAUAGUUUUGACUGAGUCCGAGGAGGCUACACUCGCUGAUCCUUACAAGUAUACACUUGUGGGGAAAUUUCCACAUCGCAAGCCAAUCAUGAGGAAGGUACGUGAGAUUUUUUCUAAGUUUGGGUUCCAUGGUUGUUUCGAGGUGGGACUGAUUGACACAACACACAUUCUUAUACACCUUACACAUGAGGAGGAUUACAGCAGGCUUUUUCUUAAACCUUCAUGGUAUAUUGAUGGUUGUCCGAUGAGAGUCCUUAAGUGGACAUGUGACUUUACACCUAAGCAAGAGACUCCGAUCGUUCCCGUAUGGGUAUCGUUCCCUCUGCUUCCAGUACAUUUACGUGCGAAGGGGUUCCUUUUCGCCUUAUCUUGGGCAAUAGGAAUGCCCUUGAGAAUUGAUGAGGCCACCACCGACUUGAGACGACCUAGUGAGGCAAGGGUGUGCAUUGAGGUGAAUUUGGAGCAUAAGUUGCCCGACAGGGUUUGGAUUGAGCGUGCUGGUAACCGUGGCUUCUGGCAGACAGUUAUCUAUGAGAAGCGGCCAAUUUUUUGCUUUUCUUGUAAACACUUGGGUCAUUCUUAUGAUCAGUGUACUACAGUUCCUCCUCCUCCUCCUCCUCCUCCUACAGUUGUUGUGCACCCCCCUGUUCGGCCCCCUAUUACUAGGACUGAUAAGGAUAAGGGCAAGGUGACGUUUGUGGAGCCAAAGAAGCAGUGGGUUCCAGUUUCAGCAGUGCCUUCUGUGCUUCCCACUACUACUACCGCAGUUGUGACAGAGUCAGAAUCUGCAUCAACAGUUCCUACCUCUACUCGUAUCACAUUGAUCACUUUAAGAAGGACCAUGGAAUGA